CCUCACUUCGCUACUCCUCCCUCCGCUGGAGAAGACCGACAGACACCUCCUCUGAUUCUUACUCCAUCAUCAUGACUACGAUGUUCUCCGCUCGAAGCAGCAUGAUGAACAGUGGCGGUGGUGGCGGCAGCUACGGCCUGGGCAUGGGGCGAGCAUCCUACGGCAAAGGCAUGAGUUCAUUCAGUGUGGUGGGAGGAGCUGGAGGUGGUGGUGUCAGGGUCUCCCAGGCCAGCAGGAGCUUCUCUGCUGCUGGAGGUGGCGGUGGCUACGGCUUAGGUGGCGGGGCAGGUGCAGGCUACGGCUUCGGUGGUGGAGCAGGAGCAGGUUUCGGUAGUGGUGGCGGCGGAGGAUUCGGCGGCGGCGGCGCAGGUUUCGGAGGAGGCUUUGGUGGAGGGGCGUCUGCGGACGACAGCCUCAUCGGCAACGAGAAGUUCACCAUGCAGAACCUGAACGACCGCCUGGCCACCUACCUGGCCAAGGUGGCGGCUCUGGAGAAGACCAACAGCGAGCUGGAGCUGAAGAUCAGGCAGUUUGUGGAGAGCCAGGUCAGCCCCGAGGCCAGGGACUACAGCCACUUCUUCGCUACCAUCGCAGAUCUGCAGGGCAAGAUCCAGGACGCCAUCGUCCUCAGAGGAACAGUCAUGCUGAGCAUCGACAACGCCAAGCUGGCUCAGGACGACUUCAGAGUCAAGUUUGAGAACGAGCUGUCGAUGCGUCAGUCGGUGGAGGCGGACAUCGCCGGGCUGAAGAUGCUGCUGGGAGAACUGGGCGCGGCCAAGGGCGACCUGACCAUGCAGAUCGAAAGCCUAAAGGACGAGCUGGAGUCCAUGAAGAAGAACCACGAGGAGGACCUGCUGUCCAUGCGAGGUGAGAUGAGCGGCCAGGUGAACGUGGAGGUGGACGCCGGUCCUCAGGUUGACCUCAGUAAGGUCAUGGAGGAAAUCAGAGAACACUACGAGGGCAUCGCCGCCAAGAACCGCAAAGAGCUGGAGAGCUGGUACCAGACCAAGUCGGAGGAGAUCAUGCAGGAGGUGGCGACCACAGAGAUGACGCUGAAAACGACAUCCUCUGAGGUGAAGGAGGUGAAGAGUCAGCUUCAGGCUCUGGAGAUCGAGCUCCAGGCGCAGCUCAGCAUGAAAGGGUCUCUUGAAGCCCAACUGGGCGAAGUCCAGAGCCGCUACGGUAUGCAGUUGAACGGAUUCCAGAUGCAGGUGGGCAGUAUGGAGGAACAGCUGAUGCAGCUCAGGUCCGAACUGGAGAGACAGGGACAAGAGUACCAGAUGCUGCUGGACAUCAAGACCAGACUAGAGAUGGAGAUCGCUCAGUACAGGAAGCUGCUGGACGGAGAGGGCGUCGGAUCUUUACUCUCCUCCUCCGAUCACACCGUCUCCACCACCACCACCACCAAAAAAGCCAUCAUAAAAGUCUACAACGAAGAGGUCAAGGAAAAGGACUUCAAGCUGGAGGAAGCCACCUGAGACCAAUCCCACAUCCAUCUGAUCCGGAGGGGAGGAGCCUGAUCUCAACCUAUAACAGUGUUUCCCCUCUUCAUCAAGAAUCUGCCUUCAUCUGUCAACUUUCGCUCGUUUUCUGCUGUAACUAAAACCCCGAUCAGUGAAGACUGGAUUUGUGAGGGGAAAUGUAACCUUCCUUGAUAGUCUGGGUCGGGGGGAACUUCACUGGUGUGGCGACAAACUGUCUGUUGCUUCAAGGAAUAAAACUCAAAAAACCUCAA
This is a messenger RNA of Micropterus dolomieu (smallmouth bass), 1735 nucleotides long. Its product is annotated as keratin, type I cytoskeletal 13-like. Lineage: Eukaryota; Metazoa; Chordata; Actinopteri; Centrarchiformes; Centrarchidae. The transcript is spliced from 8 exons. The coding region runs from base 72 to 1478 and encodes 468 amino acids. The record is from RefSeq and is a predicted model, not a curated record. Gene Ontology annotation, molecular function: structural molecule activity.